AUGGCUUCCGAAACGACUACUUUUAUAAAGCCACCCUCCUCCGCCACUCCUCGUGGGUGGUGGUCGCGACCAAUAGCGACUUUACCGGCUAAAAAUGAUCGUGAAGCCACUUGCGAGGAAUGUGCUGCUUACUGUUCACCCUGUUACGGCGGUUUGUUCACAGUCAUCGUCGUAUUCUCUAUCUUUUCAUCCAUCAACAACGCUCACUUCCAUGCCAAAAUCUCCAUCCAAUCAAUGGCCAUCUCCUCUGGCACGUGGCAAGUCGAUUUCCUCGUGGAAGAUACGAGCCCGAGCUACUCUAUCUACUACGACGCCGAUGACGCUGCCGUGAAGUUAGGUCCUCGAAACGUCGCCUGUUUAAACAUCACUCGGAGUCUUGAUGAUUGUAGAGAUCAACACAGAGCAGCUUUCUCGUUGUUCUUCGUUGCUGAGGAGGGAAAUCGAAGCGUCGUCGUUUCAGAAGAGCUUGAUAUCAAACUCAGGGCGGAGCAUAAGCGUUACGUAAAUUUUGAUGAAGCUGGACACAUUAAUAUACGGUGCAAAAAUCUGACUCGAGGCCUAGAUGAGAAGAUUAUAUGCCAAUCCUAUUUUACCGAAUUGAAGAAGUUACAUAUAAUAACAGAAAAAGGGAGAAUUAGUGACAAGAGUGAGGAUAAUUGA
This is a messenger RNA of Microthlaspi erraticum, 660 nucleotides long. The record is from the annotation of a GenBank genome assembly. Lineage: Eukaryota; Viridiplantae; Streptophyta; Magnoliopsida; Brassicales; Brassicaceae.